AUGUCGCUGCAUUUUGCAGGAACGUCGGCGUCGGCAACAUCCGCAGCAGCGUUGGAAGCGUUGGCAGCGGCGUCGGUGGCGCUGGCGCUGGCGGUGGCGGCCAACGCGCAGACAACUUCGCAAGCUAUCAUGUCACCGCCGUCCUCAUUUGUCUCGCCUUCUGCCAUUGGGUUGCUGCUGGUUCCCACUAUUGGUGUAGAAUAUCAGUAUAUUCGUCCACAAGUACCUUUCCACACGGGCAGUCUGCAGUUGACGACCUUGGCAUCAGACUAUCAGCCCCAACAGCACCCACUGCAACUGCCACAACAGGUCAGCUACCAGCAACCACAGGUUUUGCAGCAACAGCAGCCGAACAAGUUGAUUGUCCACACUCUGGGUCCGCAGGGUCGUGCCUAUGAGCUGGAAAUGCACAAGUCUCCGGCUAUUUAUGUGUCGCAUCAAGAGAGCAGUGUGCAGAGCAAUCGGUUGCCCUAUUCUCAACAGCAACUACAACAAGCGACGCCUUUAACAGUGCAAUCUGCGCCGCAACAGCUCUACCAGGCGCCACAAUUGCAACCGCAACCACAACAACUGCAGCAACUGCCGACGACUAGUCACGUUAAUCCUCUCCUGCCGAGCAACAACUAUAACCAAGUACAAUCCUCUCAGACGCCGCUGCCAGCGUCCUACUACGCGCAACCACAAGCGGCAAAAUCUGCCUCGGCAGCAACAUCCUCCUCCACGGCGUUGUCGUACGCCUCCACUAGCUCCGCUCACAAUCCACAGCCCUACGCAAUCUAUGUGGCCGGCGAUGCGCGCAACUUCCAGCGCUUCAUCACCACCUGCCAGCCCAAUGGGCAGUGCCAACCUUUUACUCUAAAUCCUGGACAGGUGGACGGAAGUCAUCAGCAACUGGUGCACGCAGCCCGCGCCGUCAUCCAGCCUGCCCAGGAUGUUUGUGCCCAGCACGCGGGCACAGCUACUGGCGCCUAUGCUGGUGGCUCAUAUCAUCGUGGUGGAGCAGCCGCUGCCAUUGCUGCUUCGUACAAGCCCCCAGGUACCGAGGUCAAUGCGAAGGGUGAACUGCGUCCCCGCAAUAGGCGCACCUAUAGCUACAGUGAAUCGCAGCUACUGAGAUAUCCUUAUAAUUAA
This is a messenger RNA of Scaptodrosophila lebanonensis, 1131 nucleotides long. Its product is annotated as chromatin modification-related protein eaf-1. Bases 1 to 1131 code for a protein of 376 amino acids. The transcript has 3 exons. The record is from RefSeq and is a predicted model, not a curated record. Lineage: Eukaryota; Metazoa; Arthropoda; Insecta; Diptera; Drosophilidae.